AUGUUUCAAACAAAACAUCUGAAGUUGAAGACAAACAGGAAUCAAAAAUGGCAAUCCUAAAACAUGGUUCUCACCUGGGAUUGCUGUUUCUCCUCACAUUCUUUGCUGGGUCUCUCCCUUUUCUGGCCGAAUCAGCAGUCAAGCAGUACCAAUUUGAUAUUCAAGUGAAGAAUGUGAGCAGGUUAUGCAAUGCCAAACCAAUCGUCAUGGUGAACGGAAUGUUCCCAGGACCGACGAUAUAUGUUCGAGAAGGCGACCGAGUUCUCAUAAAUGUUACAAACCAUGCACAAUAUAACAUGUCCAUUCACUGGCAUGGGUUGAAACAACAAAGAAAUGGUUGGGCAGAUGGACCGGCUUAUAUUACACAGUGUCCGAUUAAGACAGGCAAUAGCUACACUUAUGACAUUACUGUCACAGGACAACGAGGGACUUUAUGGUGGCAUGCCCACAUUUUGUGGCUAAGAGCCACAGUUUAUGGGGCUUUUGUUAUCAUGCCUAAACUAGGAACUCCAUUCCCAUUUCCUCAACCAUAUUUGGAGGCUAAUAUCGUCUUAGGAGAAUGGUGGAACUCAGAUGUUGAAACCUUGGUUAAUCAAGCCAACAAAUUGGGACUUCCACCCCAAGCCUCUGACGCUCACACCAUCAACGGCAAACCAGGCCCUCUCUUCCCCUGCUCCGACAAACACACAUACGCAUUGGAAGUAGAGUCCGGUAAAACAUACCUGUUAAGGAUCAUCAAUGCUGCGCUCAAUGACGAGCUCUUCUUCGCCAUCGCCAGCCACUCUCUCACCGUCGUGGAGAUCGACGCCGUCUACACAAAACCCUUCACAACCACCGCCAUUCUCAUAGCCCCAGGCCAGACCACCAACGUUCUGGUUAAGGCUGAUCAAGCCCCUGGCCGGUACUUCAUGGCGGCCCGCCCCUUUAUGGACGCCCCAAUUCCGGUCGACAACAAGACCGUGACUGCCAUUCUGCAGUACAAAGGAAUUCCAACCACAAUCCUUCCUUCUUUGCCAACUCUGCCUCUUCCUAACGAUACCAAUUUUGCUCUGUCGUACAACAACAAGCUCAGGAGCUUGAACACUCCUCUCUUUCCGGCCAAUGUCCCGAUUAAAAUCGACAGGCAUCUUUUUUACACCAUCGGUUUAGGGGCAAACCCAUGUGCCAGCUGCUUGAAUGGGACACAGCUGACGGCUUCAUUGAACAACAUUACCUUUGUGAUGCCUAAAACAGGGCUUUUGCAGGCCCAUUACUUCAACAUCCCUGGUGUCUUCACUGCUGACUUUCCUGACCGGCCGGCGGUUCCGUUUAACUACACGGGUGUGCCAUUGACGGCGAAUUUGGGGACGACUUUAGGAACGAGGCUGAGUAAGCUGGCGUUUAAUUCGACGGUUGAGUUAGUGUUGCAGGACACCAAUAUGCUGACUGUUGAAUCGCAUCCGUUUCAUCUACAUGGCUACAAUUUCUUCGUGGUCGGUACUGGAAUUGGUAACUUCGAUCCCAAGAAUGAUCCUUUGAAGUAUAACCUGAUUGAUCCUCCGGAAAGGAAUACGGUCGGUGUCCCUACCGGCGGUUGGGCUGCUAUCAGAUUCAGAGCAGAUAAUCCAGGGGUUUGGUUCAUGCAUUGUCACCUGGAGCUGCACACAAUGUGGGGUUUGAAGAUGGCGUUUGUUGUUGAGAAUGGAAAAUCAGCUGAAGAAUCAAUUCUGCCGCCGCCGGUGGACCUUCCACCCUGCUAGUGCUUUAGAAAAACUCAACCAGCAGCUUCUUCCUUGACGGCUUUAUACUCAUUUUUCAAUUCCCACUUCGUAACUAUAAAUUACUGUAUCUGCAGAAACAAUUGAUGAUCGUGUGAGCAAGAUGUAUACCAAAUUUAACUUUCUCCAUUCUUUUCCAUUGUGAUUCAUCCCUAUACAUGGAAGGAACCAAACUUUGAAAUUACACAUACAUUUUUAAGUAAAAAGUUGUUCUUUUUCUGUC
Messenger RNA from Benincasa hispida (wax gourd), 1980 nucleotides. It is a transcript of the gene LAC11, whose product is annotated as laccase 11. The record is from RefSeq and is a predicted model, not a curated record. Gene Ontology annotation, molecular function: copper ion binding; hydroquinone:oxygen oxidoreductase activity. Gene Ontology annotation, biological process: lignin catabolic process. Lineage: Eukaryota; Viridiplantae; Streptophyta; Magnoliopsida; Cucurbitales; Cucurbitaceae. Gene Ontology annotation, cellular component: apoplast.